UGAAAACAUAUUCAUUUCAAUUUCAACAUAAUCAGUGAGACUGCCGACUUUAGUUAUGUAUCGUUUUCAAUUAUUGUAUAGAAAUGCAAUUUUAUUAAAGCGUUUGCAAUGUUGUCCGUUACAAGUGCGAAUUGCCAGUGCGCCAAUUUUUCGUACGGUCGCUACUGACAACAGAGAAAGUGAGAGCACAUCAACAUUAACCGCAAAUUCUGUUUCACUGAAGGAGUUGGUUAAAGAGCAAGGUGACCUUGUAAGAAAGCUGAAGAGCAAUGGUUCAUCAGAGGUGAAGUUAAAAGAAGCAAUCGAUGAAUUGCUUCGACUCAAGCAAGAGCUACAAAAUAACGAAUGCGGAUCGAACGGUGAUGUCUUUUCUAUCGAUCAUGCCAAAUUUGAAAGUAUCAUGAGACGAAGAUUUAUCUACAACCAAAGUUAUGAAAUCUAUGGCGGUGCAAGUGGUUUUUAUGAUUUAGGACCCAUCGGAUGUGCAUUGAAAGCUAAUCUAUUGCAACUAUGGAGACGAUUUUUUGUGAUAGAAGAUCAAAUGCUUGAAAUCGACUGCCCGGCCUUAACGAUCGAACCGAUUUUCAAAGCUUCAGGCCACAUUGGCCGAUUCACUGAUUAUCUCGUUAAAGAUGUCAUUACAAACGAAGGCUUCAGAGUAGACCAUUUAAUAAAAUCACAUUUACAACAGAUUUUGAGCAAAGAUCCCGACUUCAAGAGGACAUAUGAUGAAACCAUUACUAAGUUGGACGGUGUAACCAAGACUGAAUUGACAAAUCUGCUGCAAAAGUUUAAUGUAAAGAGUCCAAUAACAGGCAAUGAUUUAUCCGAACCAGUUGAGUUUAAUUUGAUGUUUGACACCCAAAUCGGACCAACCAGUGUAAUCAAAGGUUACCUUCGACCGGAGACUUCCCAAGGAAUUUUUGUGAAUUUCAAGCAUUUGCUAAAUUAUAAUCAAAAUAAAUUGCCAUUUGCUGUGUCACAAAUCGGUAAUGCAUUUCGGAAUGAGAUCAAUCCACAAUCAGGAUUGUUGAGAGUUAAAGAAUUUACAAUGGCAGAAAUUGAGCACUUUUUCGAUCCCGAUGAAAAAUCACAUUCGAAAUUUGAAGAUAUUAAAGACACAAAAUUGGUAUUAUACUCAGCGAAAAAUCAAGAAAACAAUGAGAGGCCACAUGAGACAACAAUUGGUGAAGCAGUAGAAAAAGGUUUAGUGGCACAUGAAACAUUAGGCUAUUUCUUGGCGAGAAUUCAACAAUUCUUAGUUCGCGUGGGAAUUUCACCAAAAUACUUACGCUUUCGUCAGCACAUGAAUUCCGAAAUGGCUCACUACGCCGUCGAUUGUUGGGAUGCUGAAUGCCUAACCAGUCAUGGAUGGAUUGAAUGCGUCGGUUGCGCCGAUCGAUCAGCAUAUGAUUUAAAAAAGCAUUCAAAGGCGUCUGGUAUUGAUUUGGUCGUUCAGAAACGAUUGCAAACACCAAAGGAGUUAGUUUACACUGAAAUCACACCGUCCACAGAGCGUUCAAAAGGAUUGAGUAGCAAGAGAGCAAAACAACUCGGUAGAUUUUUGGCCGAUUUAAGUCAAGAGCAAAAAGUUACAUUAUUAAAAACAAUCAAUGGCGGAGGAUCUUAUGAAGUAAAGCUGGAUGAGAGUAAAACGAUUGCAUUGCAAAAAUCAUCGAUCAACGUCAAAGUGGUGACCAAACAAAUGCAUAUUGAAGAAAUAACGCCGAAUGUAAUUGAACCAUCAUUUGGAAUUGGUCGAAUAUUGUAUACAGUUCUUGAGCAUAGCUAUCGAGUACGUAACGUUGAUUCGUCUUCAUAUUUGGCACUACCCGCAUCGAUUGCGCCUCAUAAGUGUUCACUUUUACCUUUAGUUAAAAAUAUUGAAUUUCAACCAUUUAUCAAACAAAUCUCUUCAGAAUUGAAUGAUGAAGAUAUUUCACACAAAAUUGAUGAUGGAAGUGGAUCAAUUGGACGACGAUAUGUGAGAAACGAUGAAAUUGGCAUUCCGUUUGCCAUCACAAUCGAUUAUGAUACAUUAAAAGAACCACAUACGGUAACAAUACGAGAAUGUGAAACAAAAUCACAGCUACGUAUACCAUGCAAUGAAGUAGGCAAAAUAAUUCGGAAUUUAUCGAGAGAGAAAAUUACUUGGCGACAGCUGACUGAAAAAUAUCCCAAAUAUGAAAAGUAACACAGUGCAUGUACUGCACAUAGUAACGAGAUUUGCAUUUGUAUAAUGGCAAUUAAAUAUAUUAUUUUGAUUAAAAAUUUAAAUUUA
This is a messenger RNA of Contarinia nasturtii (swede midge), 2281 nucleotides long. RefSeq names its product glycine--tRNA ligase-like. Gene Ontology annotation, biological process: mitochondrial glycyl-tRNA aminoacylation. Lineage: Eukaryota; Metazoa; Arthropoda; Insecta; Diptera; Cecidomyiidae. The coding region runs from base 56 to 2194 and encodes 712 amino acids. The record is from RefSeq and is a predicted model, not a curated record. The transcript is spliced from 8 exons. Gene Ontology annotation, cellular component: cytoplasm; mitochondrion. Gene Ontology annotation, molecular function: glycine-tRNA ligase activity; ATP binding.